Messenger RNA from Juglans microcarpa x Juglans regia, 711 nucleotides. Its product is annotated as putative cysteine-rich receptor-like protein kinase 32. The transcript is spliced from 3 exons. The record is from RefSeq and is a predicted model, not a curated record. Gene Ontology annotation, biological process: protein phosphorylation. The coding region runs from base 1 to 711 and encodes 236 amino acids. NCBI's taxonomy places the organism in Eukaryota, Viridiplantae, Streptophyta, Magnoliopsida, Fagales, Juglandaceae. Gene Ontology annotation, molecular function: protein tyrosine kinase activity; ATP binding.
AUGAUCUUCUUCGAAAUAGACCCCAGCAAAUCGUUUAUACUGGAUUGGAGAAGACGUAUUGGCAUCAUCGAAGGGACAACUUUGGGGCUUCUGUAUCUCCAAGAGUACUCAAGAAUGACAAUUAUUCACAGUGACAUAAAAGCUAGCAACAUUUUACUGGAUGAAGAGAUGAAGCCUAAGAUAUCAGAUUUUGGCAUGGCUAGAACUUUCAUGAAACAUGAACUUGAAGCAAAUACAGACCUGAUAGUUGGAACAUAUGGUUAUGUUCCUCCAGAAUAUGUUAAGAUGGGUGUCUACUCCACUAAAUCUGUUGUUUAUAGCUUUAGAGCCUUGCUUCUACAAAUCAUUAGUGGAAAGAGAAAUGCUUAUUAUUAUGGUUUGGAUGAAAGCCUAAACCUCCUAGACUAUGCAUAUGAGCUAUGGAAAGAAGACAAUGGCAUGGAGUUUAUGGAUCCAAUUCUGGAUGAUACAACUUCAUCUUUGAAAUUAAUUAGAUGCAUGCAAAUUGCUCUUUUAUGCGUCCAGGAAACAGCAAAAGAUAGGCCAUCCAUGUUGGAAGUUUCCUCAAUGCUAAAAAAUGAAUCUGCAGCUCUAACAAUUCCCAAAAAGCCAGCUUUUUCAAGAAAAACAGAUGAAGAUCAGGAAGAUAAGCCCCCAUAUUGGAGCAAGAAAUUUGUUCCGAUUCUAUUGCUACAAUCUCAGAACUGGUAG